Molecule: messenger RNA, 1070 nt
Organism: Paramacrobiotus metropolitanus
Lineage: Eukaryota; Metazoa; Tardigrada; Eutardigrada; Parachela; Macrobiotidae
Exons: 2
Coding region: 59-760 (233 amino acids)
Source: RefSeq, a predicted model, not a curated record
UAUUCCAUAUAUACUCUGGAAAUUUACAGUUACAAAGUACCAUUUAAUAAAAACAUGAAUGGCCCCACACGGUGCAUAUCCUCCACAUAAUGCACCAACAAUCAGCCUGCAUUACCGAAUACCAGUUCUGGCAUUCGGCAUUCUUCAAGUGCUUUUCGGAGUAGCACUGAUAAUCACCGAUAUUAUAAAUUUCGGUAUAAAUCUUCCCGGUAACGCCUUUCUCUUCAGCGUUGCUGGUUCGGGGAUUUAUACCGGAGUGUUUUUCAUCAUCACCGGAUCGUUUGGUAUCGCAGCCGGCCGGCCUCUGUCAGUAGGAACGACACCACGCUCACGUCGCUGUCUACUCGUCACUUCCAUGGUGAUGAGCAUUUUAUCCACGCUCUUGGCCACAGCGCUGCUAAUUCUCCUAGCAGUUCUCUUGGCUGUAAACGUUCGUUACGAAGUUUGCUAUCCUGCAUUUACAAUCGCCGAUAUGUACCUCUGCGAGCUCUAUGUAUUUCGUGGACAUGUUUUCAUGGGCUCCUUCCUGGCAUUCCAAGGUGUUAUGUGGAUCUUCUGUCUGGGUCAGUCAAUUGCCGCUGGGGUCAACAUGUGCAAAUUGCCGAGAAGCACCACCACCACGCAGGUCGUGUACGUGCAGCCUGGAUACAGUUAUCCACAGGGCGCUCCUGGACAAGCGAUCCAUUUUGUCACGGGUCAGCCUUCCGGAUUGGGUGGUCCACCUGUUCCCAUGGGAAAUCCGCCUGUGUUGAAAUCGUAAAAAAUGGCGAGUUUCAUAGCCUACGAGUAUUUUUCAAUAAAUUGCUGCUUUGAAAGUUCAGUGGAUGCUGCAAGAUUUUUUCUACCUACUUUAGGCCAGGUGUUGAGCUGGCUAGUCUCAUAUUUCGUUUUUUCUUCGCUCUUUACUUCGUACUUAUCAACAUUAGCAACCAGUCAUCUUUAAACGGUCAACGGUCGUUGGACAUUUUCCUUAUCAAUAAUUUUAAAGUAUGCAUGCCGAAUCCAGUAAAUUAUUGCUUUAUAUGUAACAACUGGCCGUUUGAAAAGGACAUUGUAAAACUAUUAAUGUA